Episyrphus balteatus (marmalade hoverfly) is the source of this 1914-nucleotide messenger RNA. Its product is annotated as kelch-like protein 1. Lineage: Eukaryota; Metazoa; Arthropoda; Insecta; Diptera; Syrphidae. Gene Ontology annotation, molecular function: protein binding. The record is from RefSeq and is a predicted model, not a curated record. The transcript has a single exon. Bases 173 to 1867 code for a protein of 564 amino acids.
UUUUGUUUUGAAAUAAAAAAAAAAAACUGUUGUGUCUUCAUUUUUUAUCUACAAUUUUUUAAUCUACAAAUAUAAUAAAAUAAAAUAAAUCCAAAGAAAGUACAAUCACAUUAAUAAAUCGAAUAUAACAAUCAAAUACUAACAACAACAAAUUUCAUCUCUUCACACAAAAAUGGCUAAUCAAAUUCUACCACAAAAUAAUACCAGACAAAUCUUCACCGAUCCUCAUCAUGUCGAUCAAAUAUCCGACAAUUUUGAAAAAUUCUACGAAGAACAAAAAUUCCUUGAUCUCGUUUUAAUAUCCGCCAUUGAUCAAGUCAAAGUUAAAGCCCACCGAGUUGUUCUAUCAGCUGCAAGUGAUUAUUUCAUGGCAAUGUUUUCAAGUCCAUUAAAAGAAGCCAAUGCUCAAGAAAUUGAAGUACAAGGUAUCGAUGGGGUAACUUUGCUUUCGAUUGUAGAAUUUGUUUAUUCUGGAAAUAUUAUGUUACACACUGAGACAGUUGAGAAUAUUUUAAGAGCUGCAGAUUUUCUGCAAAUUCGUGAACUUAUCUCAGUUUGUUGUUUAUUCAUGUCCGAACACAUUGAUGAUACCAAUUGUCUUGGAAUUGCUAUCUUUGCUGAGCAUUUAAGCUACACUGAAUUGUAUGAGAAAGCUUGCUCAUUUGCAACACAAAAUUUUGGCGAAGUUUGCCAAGAGAAAGAGUUUCUUGAAUUGUCUUCCGAGCAACUCAUUCGGUUGAUCUCUUCUAGGGACCCCGAAGAUUCUUCGGUCGAUGAGGAAACAGUCUUCUUUAGUAUUGCCGAUUGGUAUGACCAUGACAAGGCGAACCGUGAAAGGUUUCUCUUUGAUCUAUUGUCACUGAUUCAAUAUCAAUCACUUACUCCAAAAUUUAUCAUAGAAAAUAGACAUUCGGUUUGUGCAUUGGUCGAAUGCUACGAAAUGAUUCUCAGUUGGAUAGAAUGGCAUCUAUCGCCUGAGACUCAUGAUUCACCCAAUGUUCCAACUAAUCGAAUUGUAAAAAAGAAAAAUAUCCUUUUGGCAAUUGCCGGAGGAACUUCAACCGAUGAUUUAAAGCCACAAAUGUUCCGAUCACAGUUGAAUUGGUGGUCGAAUUUAGAGAUUCCCAGUUCGCCAAUACGAAAAGAAGCCUUUGGCAUAAUUGUAAUCGAUGAGAAGAUGAUAAUUGUUGGUGGUAAAUCAACAAUGGAUCAAAGUUCAAAUACAGUUGAAUGUUUGCAUUUGGGAACAAUGGAAUGGUCGGAAUUACCUUCAAUGUUACAACCGAGACACUGUUGUGCUGUGAUUGAAUUGAAUGGUGAUAUGUAUGCUAUUGCUGGGUAUUCAGGACCAAGCAUGAUUAAGACAGUAGAGAAAUAUGAUUUUGCAACUGAACAAUGGCAUUUUGUUGCACCUCUUCUGAGAGCUUUACAUAUUGCUGAAGUAGCAGUUAUAAAUGGAAUGAUUUAUGCUGUUGAUGUAGCUGGUGAUACAAUGCAAUGUUAUGAUCCGUCCACUAAUGAAUGGACUUUUAAGCAAUUCAAACAAGAACAUUCCAAAUAUUUUGGUAUUGCUGCGGCGAGUGGAUAUUUAUAUGCUAUUGGUGGUUAUAUUAAUGGAAAACCAACAAAUACAUGUGAACGAUAUAAUCCAUUGGAUAAUACAUGGACAUUUGUUGCAUCGAUGGAAGAACCAAGGAGUGGAGCUAAAUGUGUGGUGUUGAAGAAUCGGAUUGUUGUUUGUGCUGGACGGUCGGAUGAUGGGUUGUCUAAUCGAGUUGUAGAGUAUAAUCCGAGGACUAAUGAAUGGAAGUCGUUGACACCGAUGUUGAGUGCUAUGGAUGGGAGGGCAAAGAUUUUGAGUUAUUAAUGAAAUAAAAAUGCGUUAUGAUUAUUUUAAUUUUUUCUAAAAAAAUG